Nicotiana tabacum (common tobacco) is the source of this 1171-nucleotide messenger RNA. RefSeq lists its product as uncharacterized. The record is from RefSeq and is a predicted model, not a curated record. Lineage: Eukaryota; Viridiplantae; Streptophyta; Magnoliopsida; Solanales; Solanaceae.
UGUCGUUUCACUGUGCCAACAUCAAGCUAAGUUGAGCUGAAUAUCUUAUACUUGUUGCAAUUGUACCACAUCACACACUUCAGGCCAUUAAUCAUUUCUCUUUUGAAAAAUAGAACCCUGCAGUAUUUUGAAUAUACUCUUAUUGAAUAUAAUUCUUGUUUUGCUCGGCAUAUUUAUGAUUUGGUAGGAUUUAUGAGUUGUUAACCUCUCUUUUCUAGUAGUGGAUGGUUUAAAUUCUGAACCUUGUUUUGCUUAUGAAUUUUGUCUCAUGAUCUCAUCUUCCUCUGUUUUUAUUCACUUCUCAUUGAUGCUGUUUAUGUGUAGUUGAUGCUCUACCUCCACCACCACCUUCUCCUCCACGUCCUCCUCUUAGGGCCCUGGCAGAAAAUGUUACAGCUUUGCUUCCUUUGGAAGAACAAAGGAGUAAACUUCAGUUGGAUAUAAUGGAGCUAGAGAAACGAGCUGAAGACAUUUUCAAUGCAUUCACUAAUCAGAUCAGCUUUGUUCUAUUGUUCACUGGAGGGGGGCUAAUUUUCAACCCGAAGCUUCCUUGUACAGCUAUUGCUACAUUCACAACACUGACACUUAUUUCUUUCAUUGUGGCGUUCCUUAUGGCCUAUAAGGUAUUAAGGAUUAAAUUUAAACGAAUGCAACCUGCUAUGGAUACUCUGGAUGGAAGGAAGAAUGAGCUCGCAGAUAGAGCAAACGUCAUUUGGACAUCAGAGAAUGCUCGGCAAAAUGCACAAGGGCAAGGUGAACAGGGGGAACCUAACAAUGAUCUCUUACACCCUCAAGAAUUGGCAGAUUCGGUGAAAAAUCGGGCGAAAGUAAUAGUAGAUUCUGCCGGUAUAACUGAGUUGAAAAAGUAUAACUGCCAGUUGAUAUGGGCUAUCUUAACAUGUUUGGUAGUUCACGGGUCUGCGAUCUAUUUCACUGCCUACUACUCAUAUGGCUAUGCUAAGGAAGGGUGUAAAGAUCCUAUGGUUGCUGUUCAGGCUAUAUAGAAUGUGGAUGGAAGGAGGCUGACGUUUGAACUUGAACAAGUGGCUUAGGCGACUGUGUAGCUAGCUAGUUUUAAACUCUACUACUUAUUACUUUCAAGACUGUACGCUAAUGUUUAUUAAGCUGUCUGUUUGGCAUAUAUUAUACAUAUGUCAAGAUACCUUGGAUA